AUUUUGUAAAGUUAUAUAGUGCGCAGGUGCAAACCGUACUUCCGUUAUCAAGUUGUUACUCGAAUAAACCAAAAUAAAGCUUAUUUUGUAGAUUACAAACGGAUACACGUGCUUAUGAAUAGUGUUUUGUUUGACAAUGGGAACUCUGGUUGAGACAGACAUUGACCAGUUUAUCAAAGGACACAAACAGAAACUGCAGGAGGAACGCAAUCAUCUCAACAGCUACCCUGCUCAGGUUAGGAACUUGGGGCAACCGGCUACCUCACCUACGGGGCGGAAACAGUGGAACAAGAAUGAAGCACAGCAAGCUAGACCAGCAGAGGAGGCAAGGGAUCCUCCCCAACCUCAAGAGACGGGGCUGCCCCUUGAUUAUGACUCUCAGGAUAAGAAAAAGCAACAGUUGAAUGCAGACAGACAGAGGGAAUAUAAUGAGUUGCAGGCAAAGGAAGGACCUGUGAGAGGUCGUAGACCGAGAACUCCCUCAAAUGAGGGCCUGCCUCUGGGCCAGUAUGAACAGAAAAGGAAAGCCCUAGAGCAGGAAAGGAAUGCUGAAAUGAAACAGGCCUUGGCCGCAAAGCUGAACCGUGGAAAUAAAGUGUUCGAUUACAAGGAAGCAGAGAAAGCUCACUUGGCAGAGAAAAAGAAGGAGUAUAAUGACUUCCUGCAGAGAAAGGCCCAAGCCUCAAGGCAUAUUGUCACGCCAGAGGAUGGGAUGUUUGUGGGGCCUGACCAAUCAGAACGAGACAAAGCUGUACGUGAGAAGAAUGCUGCAUAUAAGCAAGAGCUGGAAAAGCAACAAAGAGAGAAGCUUCUUUACAAAGCACGACAGAUGGGUCAUAUACCUGACCUUACUGCACAAGGACAGAAACUCAAACUUUCUGGACCACCCCAUAAGUUGUAUGAUGAACGCCCACACCCUUCAGCCCCUCAAAGGUCUAUUCAAGGUCAAGGAUAUCAAAUUAAAGAAAGGGUCAUGGAUAUGCCUCAUGUGAGCCCACGCAGAGACCUUGACCCCCAGCAGCAACAACCUGUUUUUCUAGAAAAUGGUGAUGUACAUGAUGAAGGUCAUCGUCAUGGUAAUGAUGAAAGGUUGUUUGAACGGAGAGGUCGACCAAGUGAAAGGCAUGACCCCAGUCAUCAGAGAGGCAGAAGUCUGGAUGAAAAAGAGAAGUACCAAUGGUACAACGAGAACAAACUGUCUCCACCCUUGGAUGUGCGAAGGUCAAGGUCAUUUUCACCUCCGAUAGAAAGACACAGAUCCUCACAAAAUGCAGUUUUGAAAGAUUUGGAAAAGCGCCAGCUGAUCCUGCAGGAAGAGUACCGGCGCCAGGUGGCUGAGGACCAGAGACUGGCUGCGGCCCAGCAAGGAGGUCUGCCCUUGACAGAUGACAGUCCCCGCCAGAGACUUGAGGAAGAGAGAAAGCGGGAGUACAACGAGUAUCUUGCCAAGAAGGGGCUGACUGACAGGUCUCGCCAGGCUGAGAUCCUAGAGGGAACUGGGGCCACGCUCAAUGUUGGCGAAUAUGACGAGAAUAGGCGUCGACAACUGCAGGAGGAGCGAAAUAGGGAAUAUGUGGAGCAACAACAACAGAAGCAGCUAACAGACAAAGGUAGGGGAUUGCCCCCUAAGCCGGCGACACCCAAUCAUUUCUUCAAGAACAUAGGCCAGCAUGAUCGACUGACCCAGGUGCUAAAUGAAGAACGCAAGAAGGAGUAUAACCAGAAACUGAGAGAGGAGAAUGUGCGCACAGGUCGUAGACUUGGCAGUGACACUGAGCAGUAUGCCGCUGGUCUGCCAAUCAAGGGCAACGACUCUGCAGAGGUGUAUGCAACGCUACCAGGUUUAGGUUAUAGCCAAUCUGCGGAAGUACGCAAGAUAAAGGCACGCAAUGAGGAGUACAAUGAGUUCCUUAGAGAGAAGCAGGUUCGAGACACUCACCGACUGGACCACAAAAAACCUCUUACUGCCGCCAUAGGCAGCCGCAGUCUACCUCCAUCUCCCAAAAGGAGUCCUAGGGCAAAUCCAAAAGAAUAUGCGACACUGCCUGGCUUACAUUACAGUGAUUCUGCAGACAAACGUAAAAUGGCAGAACGCAAUAAAGAGUACAAUGAAUUUUUAAGACAAAAAGAUCGAGGAAAGAAGGGUUUUACCACGCCCACCUAUGAGGAGAUUCUGGAACAGAAACGCCGGGAGGAAACACUUCGCAGAAGAGAAGAGGACUUUGAUUCUGGCAAUUUAAGGCGUUUCAACAGUGAGGGCAACAUUAACAGGGUGGAGAAUGAAUUGAGAGACAAGGUGCUGAACAAGGAGAUUGAGAGCAGAAAAGUUCGCUUUGAUGCCGCGCGUCAGCAGCCUGCGGGCAUUCUGGAAGACGAGAACUGGUUACAACCGGAGCAUAGGGAGUCUGAGUACAGGCAACUGACUGAACCUCCGCGGGAGGAGAUACCUGAAGACAUGGCUGCACACGUACAACAACCCAAAUAUCUGGCAGGACUUGCCGUCGGUGGUUCUCCAGGCGUUCUAGGGGGUUCCGAUGAACGGGAAAGCGCCAAGCGGCGAAAGCAGGCAGAAUAUCGCCGUGAACUGCAGUUCCAGAUGGAGGAAACAGCUGCUAGAAAGAAAAGAGAGAAAGUACAAGAGUUGCGGGUGAAUGCCUCGGGCCUGUUAGACCCAGAGAAGUCAUCAGGGCGUAUCAGAGGCCUUGAGGGGGUGCCCGGCUCGAGUCCCCGGCGAGAGUACAAGGCCAAGGACGUCCAGGCCUACCACACCAAGUUCCUCCUUGACGACAGUCAGGAAUAUGAUGCCCUAGGGCGUCCCUCGUGGGGUGGGGUGUAUACAUCCCGGCAGGGUCCGUCCCACCCCGUCAGUCAGGCAGGACUGGCUCUGGGGGGGUGGGGCAGUCUGGGACUUGGCAGAGAAGGCAGAGGGACCCCUCAAAGCAAUCCUGACUUUGGAGAUGAUCUAAGACUAGACCUGGGAGGUGGUGGGCGUGACAGAGGUCGUAGACGCGAGCGUGAGAAUCCACUCUCACUAGACCCUGGCUUUAUCAGCUUGCUGGAGUCACGACGUCCGGUGGGCACCGCGGCCCCACCCCCGGGACUUCUGUACCAACCCUCGAAUGAGUUUUCAAGGUGGCAGGAUAUUUUAGAUGUUCCAUCUGCCAACCCUUUGUCCGGCACAUACGUGACGGGCGGUGGUGGGGGCCUGGGAGGGGCCUAUGGCAAUGUGGACGAAGCUUACCAUUACUAUGGCUUGAAGAACCCACUAGAUGAACUCAACACAGGCGGGGGAGUCGGAUAUGUUCCUGGCCUUGACCUUGGAAGGGACUAUGGAGGAGGAAGGUCAGAUUAUGUAAGGUCACCGGGUCAAAGGGUCACAUUUGCAGAUGAACCUCUCUCAUCUAAUCGUGCAAGGGACAGGAGCAAGGAACGCAUCGACCCCUAUCAGUUCCCCAGCGAUGAUGACUUGAAAAACAAGUCAAAAUCUGGAAAUGAAAACUAUGGUGCAGAAUUAGGUAGACAGAUUGAAGAAAAACGGAGACAAAAGGCUUUUGAGAAGGAGCAACAGAGGAGGUAUGAGUUGAAGCUUGAGGAAGACAUCAAGAAUUACAACCCAUUUGGCCGCGGUGGUGGAGGUGCUCCCAUCAGGGACGAGGCUGGCAACCCAAUAGCUGAUCUGCGUGCGGUACAGAAGGGCACCUAUGUGUCCCCGGGCCGGACCCCAAGGAGGAACUCCCCCGAGGGCUACUCCCCCCGGCCCCCCUCCCCUCGGGACGACAAGAUCAAGCCCCCACCCCCACAGCAGAGUGCAACAGGAGAACCAACGUUUGCCAGAGGGGGUCACGGCAUCUUUGGAAUGCCAAAGACGGAUGCUGAGAAAGACCAAUCAGAAAAAUAUAAAGAUGAGCUUCGCAAUCAGAUUGCUGAAAAGCGUCGUCUGCAGCAGUUAGAGAAAGAACGGGAGAGGAGUGAGGAGGAACGAGAGAACCGUCGUCUGGAGGAGCAGAGAGUGCGCAUGCAGCAUGAGUAUGAGGAGGAGCAAAAGAAGAUCAAGGCUAGAGAGGAGGAGGCUCGUCGUAAGAAUGAGGAACUAAAACGUCAAGCAGACGACAGGAAGAAGGAAACUGAACGAAAGCGGCGAGAAGUAGAUGAUGAGAAAAUGCGGGAGCAGCAGGAACAGAUAGAGCGAGAAAGAAGGGAGCGGGAACAGCGUGAGAAAGAGGCAAAUGAUCGAGUAAAAUCUCCCCCAGUACCUGCUGUGAAAGGAAAGACUAACGAAGAGAGGGGCAGAUCACCACCGGUGCCUGCUAACAGGAAGGGCCGUGACUCUGCGUUGUCUGUCAAUUCACAAAGAACGGUCCGAUCUCAGCAAGCCUCGCCCCAGCCUGCCCAGUCCAACAGACCCCCAAGCUCUGAUGUGCUCACCCAGCUGGCGUCCAUGAGGAAGCAACUUCAGAGUGAACGUCGGCGUGUGGAGAACGCUCUCGAGAACAGCAAGAACGAGCCAGACGUGUUUGACCCCCGCACCAUCCAGAGGCCUCCCCCACUUGAUUUUGAUGUUCGGUUUGAACAACAUAACUGGCAGAAUAAGAUCGUGUUUGAGAAUGCGAUGAACAAGAAUGCCUCCCUGCCACCGCCCCGCCCUGCCACGGACAAUGCCAACGCCCGCAACAUCCAACAGUUCAACGAGCUCAAAUACAAAACGGACUCUGACUCGCGGCGCGCGCUGCGCAGCAUGUUCCCCGAGGCUCCAGUGACCAAUACAACGCUGGAGACCCAGCAGGAGGCCAUGCUGAGGCAGCAAGAGGAGCAGCUCAGGAAUCUACGAGGAAAAAGCUAUAGGCCCAUCAGUGCCCCAAUGAACAGGAGAUAUGACUAUGAUCUGACGCCAUCAAAUCAGAGCUUUGCACGCCGGGGAAACAUCAGUGCUCGGUCACAGCUAGCCUCUAACAGUGCAUUUAUAGAUGUAGACAAUGUGAACUACUUCCCAGAAGACUUUGAAGAGUUGGCGGGCCGUAGGAAUGACUCGGCACGAGCUCGCCGCCGUGACAGGCACAGUCCAAGGCCGAGCAGCUUCAAUGCAAUGGGAUCGCAGGCAAGUCUAGAUGUGGACAGAAUACAGCGUAAGAACGAGGACAGACUUAGGAGGCUUCAGCAGAUUACAAAUACAGGAGAUGACAUCUCAAUGGCAGACCCUGAUGACAUCCUCGACAGAUUCAUGGCCCGUCAAAGAUACAACAGACCAGCGUCUGGUCAGACACUGCAGGAUGACUCCUGGAUGAGACCAGGAAGUAAGGUCGUGUAACCGAUACUGGACUGGUUAUAGAAUGAGCACCUCCUUGUCUGGUUCCCCUGCUACAUAUGUGACAUGAAAGGAAGCAUACCAAAGCUAAAAGAUCUAAUUCACAACAAAAAACGUUUAUAUGUCGACCAAUAUUAGAGUUGACUACCGUGAAAAUAAACUUAUUUAGUUCCAUGACAGUUGAAUUAUUUGUAUAAGUCUAGAAUGAUUAAUGUUUAUUAAACAUAUGUGUACAAUAUACAUACUAUAAAGUAAGGAGGUUCAACUUGUUGACACGCUUGAAGAUGCAGAUUUUACAGGUAAUCUUAUGGUUAUGAAAUGACCAGCAUGGUUUAAGUACUUACUUGUAUCAGUUUUAGAGCAUUUCCGUCCUAUAUUUAUGUGUGAAUGUUAAUUGUGUUAGCUUCUUUUGUGUGUAAUAGUUAAUUUGAAAACAGAUAUGUAAAGUAUCAUAGAUUGUCAGUGAUAUUUUCGGAAGGUCAAUGUCUCAAAAACUCACUUCCCAAGUAUAUAGUAGUGGGAGUUUUCUGUUAUAUUAAAGAUAUUCAAACAAUAAAUGGAAGCGGUCAUUAUGGUAUUAUUGUCCAGACCUGUGACAGUGAUUUGUGGGUCUGGAUAUGUAUUUAAUCUCUGUCAUUAUUUGGACAAUGUCUUUGAUUCUGUUUGUAUGAAAGAGAUUCUGUUGUUGAAGCUGUUCUGUGAUAUUUUUGUUUCAUUGAAUAUCUUUAAACUCUCAACAUUUUCAUGUCAUUAUAUUUAUAUGCCCCUGGAUCGAAUGAUCGGGGGUAUAUUGUUUUUUGGCCUGUCUGUCUGUCAUUCUGUCUGUCUGUCUGUCAUUCUGUCCCAAAACUUUAACCUUGGUUAAAGUCAAGGUUAAAGUUUUGCAAUAUUGAAGAUAGCAUCUUGAUAUUUGGCAUGCAUGUGUAUCUCAUGGAGCUGCACAUUUUGAGUGGUGAAAGGUCAAGGUCAUCCUUCAAGGUCAAAGGUCAAAUAUAUAGCUUCAAAGCGGCGCAAAAGGGGGCAUUGUGUUUCUGACAAACACAAAUCUUGUUUUUAUGUCCCCCACCACUAUAGUGGGGGACAUAUUGUUUUUGCCCUGUCUGUUGGUUUGUUGGUUGAAUGGUAGGUUUGUUUGGUCAAACUUUAACAUUUUGCAAUAACUUGCAAUAUUGAAGAAUGCAUGUGUAUCUCAUGGAGCUGCACAUUUUGAGUGGUGAAAGGUCAAGGUCAUCCUUCAAGGUCAAAGGUCAAAUAUAUAGCUUCAAAGCGGCGCAAAAGGGGACAUAGUGUUUCUGACAAACACAUAUCUUGUUAUUUAUGUUAGUAGUCCACUGACUGUUGAAUUAUAGUUUUGCAAGCAAAUUGUGCUCUUAUGUACAUACAAUUGUCUAUUUAAACUGAAUUGCAUGUUAAAUCUGUAGUAAAUGUGAAUUUUAUCACACCAAAUUGAAGUCUUGGUCAUCAGAAGUUAUUUACAAAUAAAUGGAGUGAAAAAGCUAAAGAAAGAAUACUUUUUAAUUAUUUGAACAAGUGAUUCUUUUUUUAAAUUGAAAAAGAUACUUUUUUAAUUUACUUUCUAGUUUUAUAUUUUUAAGUAAUAAAAUCUUAAAAUCCAAUUAUCAAGACUUGAAUUUGGUGCGGCCUUAAAUAUUUAUUACCAUGUCAAAUUAUCUGUGAUGUAUUAUUGUUUCAAUAAAUGUAUUCGGUUUCUCUAGUAGAUAUUUCUGUACAGUAGAAAUUUCCUAACAGAAAGGAAAAAUGUUCUCUUGUGAAACCAAAUUCAUUUAUUGACAUAUUUAUAAUUUAGAGAUUAUACAGUUAAACUAAUGUGUAAUGGGCAAAAUAAAACUUACCUAGAUAGGUACAAUGUCAUUUUAUAUGUGUAUCAAUUUUGAAUUGUUUGUGAAAAGGAAAUCUGCAAAAAAAAUCUGUUUAUACCAUUGCAGUGCUCAUUUUGUUCAUCUUUUUCUUAAUUGAAUAUUAUAAAAUGUUACAUUGUUUCAAAAUUCAAUGGAUUCAAUGUGUUCACACGGAGUAUAGUUUUUGUCCAUAACUUUACUUUGUUAUACAUGUAUUAAUAUGUUCAUUUUGCCAGUCAUCAAUGUAAGUUUAUUAUUUUCUUUACGAUUAUACCCAUUUAAGGUUAAAGUUAGACAGAUUUAACUUAAUUUAGAAUCCUGUACCAUUAGUUUGUUAAAAUAAUCAUAUCAGGUCUUAAGAAUUGUCCUGAAUUUAUACUUGCAUCUCAAAAAUAAAAUUAUAUUUCAUCAUA
Messenger RNA from Dreissena polymorpha, 7574 nucleotides. RefSeq names its product centrosome and spindle pole associated protein 1-like. Gene Ontology annotation, cellular component: microtubule; spindle pole; centrosome. Lineage: Eukaryota; Metazoa; Mollusca; Bivalvia; Myida; Dreissenidae. The record is from RefSeq and is a predicted model, not a curated record. The transcript is spliced from 53 exons. Gene Ontology annotation, biological process: positive regulation of cytokinesis. The coding region runs from base 137 to 5305 and encodes 1722 amino acids.